AUGGUCAUAGAGAAAAAAAAAAUGGUUUUCUUCUUUUUCUUUGAAUCUGUUUUCACAUCCAUACCAAAAGUGAAGGAAGAAUCGCGGAGCAAGCUUUUGGCAGACUUGGAUGACGAACCUUGUUUUGUUGAUCCAGUUACUGUGGAUCCGCAGGUGCCAGAUGAGAUCCUUGCUGAUCAACAAGCUGAUGAUCCAGUCCCUGAUGUUUCUGCACAAGGUGUGAAGGAGAAUGGCUUGUCGAAAGACAGCAAUGAAGUUUCCCUACCUGCAAGUGCCCCAGUGUCUACUCCUGCAAUGUCUAAUGGUAAUGGGGAUGAAAGUCCUUUGCCUAGUGAUGAACAGCCCACUCAUUCACCACCAUCCAACCAAAACCAUUCAAGAAAUGAAGAUGUAAUUAAUAGCAAAGAUGUUCGACCAUCUCCCAAAAAUAAUGAUAAAAGUGUUGAUGGAUGGAGUAGAAGGUCGUCUUUGAUAAAUAAGGAAGGCUCAAUGGCAGCAUCUGCUGGUGAUUCUACAACAGAUAAGAAAAGCUUCCUUCAGUUGGUAGAUUCUUUAAAAAGUGAGCUGAAAAGUGAAGUGAAAUUGGAACACUGUGAAAAUGCUGACCUGGGCUGUGAUGUGAAAACUGAAGAGGUGGAUCCUCUCAGCCAGAAGCAGACUUAUAUGUUGCAGUACGUGAUGCAGAUGCAGCAGGAAAUUGAUAACCGGCUGAACAAAAUCAGAGAACAAGUAGACAUCCUGGAGGAACGGGAGAAACUGAACAGCCCCCUGUCUGUAAGUUUACCUUUGCUGAAGAAAUCACUUCGGAAUAUGAUGCAGGACCUUGGUAAAGUACGAAGAAUGGCAGCCUAUCACUGA
Messenger RNA from Acanthosepion pharaonis, 858 nucleotides. The record is from the annotation of a GenBank genome assembly. Lineage: Eukaryota; Metazoa; Mollusca; Cephalopoda; Sepiida; Sepiidae.